CUCGGAUUACAACGUGAACGCAGCAUUGCGUUAGCUUCACAGUUAGCUCCCGAUGCUAAGGUUCAAUAAGUUUCGCCGAAACGGCGAUUAUAUUUCUUGCUGUCGCCUUUUUCAAAGUAGCGGCGCUGUGUCGGAGCACCCGCUAUUACCUUUAAAUAAGCAGCUUAUGUAAAUGAUCCUGUUUUUAUUUUUUGCUAACCUGAGACGUGCUAGCCAAGAUGAAUUGGCUAUCGCCUCACACUGUCGGAGCAAACCCUUGCAGGCAGAGGCAACAGCCUCUCAUGGAUGCUGUUGCAGUAAGAGAAGAAACUUUGAUGCGUCGAAAGUUCCCAAAGAAAGGGCCUAAACCAAGUGAGAUGGAGGACGUCCUGGAAAACGUAGUUGCUUUGGUGAGGCAGCACCCGGAUGGGAUACCACUGAAAAAACUGUCCAUGUACUACAACCAGACAUACCGCACUAACCUGGCUAUACGGGACUUAAACUUCACCUCCAACCUGAGCAUGGUUUCCUCUCUGGAAGACCUGGUAGUUGAGGGGCAGCUGGUGUUUCACAAGGAUCAUCGUCCUCAAAGCCCGGAUGCUGCUGGAGCUGAAUGCAGGCCACCGGCGCCUCAACCCGAGGCAGUGACAAAAGCUAAAAAGAAAGAGAAAAAGACUGAAAAGGCUCUCCAAAAUGUUGUUGACUUGAUAAAGGAACUUCCCGAGGGGAUUCCCCUGGAGAACGUGGCAAUAGUCUACCGCCAGAAAUACAAGAAGAAGUUGUCCCCGCCUGCUUUGGGUUUCCAAACUGUGUCACGUAUGGUAGAAUCGCUGAAAGAGGAUCUGGUUUUGCAGGGGGAGAUGGUCUUCCAUAGGAUGUACCUCCCUGAAAGUCGGCCUGCAGCGGGAACGUCAACAAAGAUCAAAGUAGGCAGUCGCCCCCAAACUCCAAAGACACCAGACAGCCUGAAGGAGAGCAGGAGCAGUCACCCAGGUAAUCAAGUAGCCGCGUCCCUGUGGGAGAAGAGCCCUCACGGUGUGUCCGUCCCUCAGUCGGGGGUGAACCUUAUCGGCUCCCCUUUGAUGGCCUCUGGCUCUUCGUCCUCAGCCCACAUCAUUUUUGGGAGCCCACCGGUUGCUGCCUCCCCGCCAGCCAAGCCUCUGACCCAAGACCAGCUGUUCGGGCGAGUGUUGGAGAUAAUAAAGACCUACAAACUAGCAACUCCAACGAUGGAGCAGCUCCACACCUACUACCCUCAGAUGUUCGGCGAGCCAUUCCCACUCAGGCAGUACAUGACCUUGUAUGACAACGUGGAAGCUGGGAAGAAGCUGUCGGCUCCGGCUGAAUCUGCAGCAAAUUCCAAGGCCGACGCAUGGCAGACGAGCAAAGCAACACAGAAUCGUAAAGAGGGCGCCGCUGAAGAGCCGAGCCUGCUCUUGGAGCAGGACUUCCCAGUGCUGGGGGCGAGCGCGCCAGCGGCCAAAGAGAAGAAAAGCAAAGCGAAAGAAGACAGCCAGAGAGAGGCCGGCGCGGCCGUCUUCAGAGAGAGGCAUUACGCCCAGCAGAGGGAGGUCCACGGAGGCAACAUGCGGGCCUUGGAGGCCAUGGAGGAGGACAACGAAGAUCCGAGGUCGAGGAGGAGGAACAGGUCCGUGGAUCCGGAAUGGAUCAACAGCGUGACGGAGAGCGCGAUACGAGAAAUCGCCUCUGAGGGAGAGCUCGUCACGAAAGAAAAGGUGAUAUCCCGAGUCUGCAGAAUGAUUCCCACUUUAGACCCGGGAAUGCUGAAACCUUGGACAGUUCCUGCUCUGAAAGACCUGCUGUACCUCACCAGAGAGAUCAACAUGUUCAUAGAGGCUGCUGAGGCAGUGACAUCCAUCUGUACGCUGUAUGAGCUGGGUCAAAUGCUGGCGGGCCUGAAGGACAAGAAGUGCUACCAGGAGCUGAACCUGGGGCCCCUGUGCAAGCUCCCUCUCGUGCAUCGCAUGUUCAAGAUCGACAGCAACACUAAAGACGACGACAUCCACGAGAUCGAGACCGUGCACAUCUUAAAGCAAAUUAACAUUUUUAGGAGGAAGCAUUUGAAGCAAAGGUUAGACCUGGCGGACUUUAUGAAGCAUCUGGCUGAUCACUACAACUGUGAGUCUCCGUAUGAGCUGGGGAUCAGGAUACACAGCUUUGGUCUGCCCAUUUCGAGCCUGAUCAAGGUGAGCCGAUGUGAGCAAACCAUCUUGGAGCGUGCCAGAGAGGUCAUCCAGAAGGAGCUGGAGGAGGAGACCAUGGAGCGGCUGAAAAAAAUCAAGAAGAGUGUUUUAGAACCGAUGCAAGGCGUGGGUUCUUUCUCCUCCACAGGAAACUCCGAUCUGAGGAAAAAGUAUGCCUCUAUGACGGCAGCUGACGUCGUGCUGGAGGUCUUUUCAAACGCCCAGGGAGUGUUUAGCUCCAGGAUGGCCAAGCACGUCCAGAGCUUCCUCGUGGAGGUGUCGGCUGAUCGGCUGGCAAGAGCUCUGUUCCAGCUGGCCGUCUGCGGAGGCUCUCUGGCUGUCCCGCAGGACCUGGUGCUCAAAGACAAGACCCCCAAAACGUCUGCAGAGGCUAAGACAGGCGACCCAGCUGCACCAGCCCUCCCCAGCGAAGCUAAAGUGAAGCAGUAUGUCAAAGAGCAGCUGGGUGCUCAGAAGUCAGUCGUCACCCUGGCAAACAUCGCGGCUCUGGAGAAGAAGCUGGCCAAACACUUUCACGUCAAGGAUUUCUUCUCCUUAGAGCAAGGAACCUUCCUGGACUUCCUGGUCAAACACAUUCAGCUGCUGCAGGAGACUCUAGGAUCCGCUCUGUUCCUGGGAACCAACGUCGAGCUGACAGGCAGUGGCUUCAGACCCAGCAGACAGGAUGUGUUUGAAUUCAUCAAGCAGUGCGGCACCACAUCCUCCAGCGGUCCAGAUGAACUCGCUCACAUUGAGGCAGCGCUGAGGUCCCACUACAGGAUCCGGGACAGUCGGGACCUCGGCUAUGGGACCCUGCACAUGCUGGCCGACUUGGUCAAGAGGCAAAGAGAGCUUAUUGGAGGAGGAGGGGGACUGAGCCCCGUUUACUACGAGUCGGCUCUGCUUGCCAAAAACAGCAAAUCAAGCGUUGAAAGUGGCUAUGAGUCAGUGGGACGCCUGGGUGACAUGUCUAAAGACCAGGCCCUGGCCAGCCUGCUCUCAUGUCCUCUCCUGGAGGAUUUAAACAACUGGAGCCAAUGGGAGCUGAUCUUUAAACCCCUGCACGGCCCCCUAAAAGACUUCAUCGAAAGAAACGCAGCAAACACAGGCCUGGCGGUGUUAGAGGUGUCGCCAGGCCUGCUGCUGAGGAUCACCACGGACACGGGCGACAAACACUUCACCAGCGCGGCCGCCGCCCUCGAUCCUGUCACCACAGCCGGACACCUGGUGUCCAUGGUGGCAGCCGACGGGAUUGACAACGCUCCCUUGGCUCUCCUGGCCAAUCACAUGCAGAACUCCCUGGCAGCAGCCGUGGCCGAAGAAGAUCUGUCCAGGGCAGAGGAGGAUGUGACGUGUUACAGCCGAGUGGCUACGUUCCUGCUGCGAUGCCUGACACGAAUCCCCACCAGAACCUGCCAGGCGCUUCUGCAGCAGGUGUUCCUGGAGCCCUUCUCCCGCGUUUUGGGCCAGGCCAAGUCUAAAGAGGUCCUGAUCACUGUGGCUCAGGCUGACCCCAAACAUCUGAGCUGUCUGCACCGGCUGGGCAUCCUGCUGGGAAUCACAGACUGGGUCAAAGACUACCAGAAAAAGCUGACGCCUCCCCAGAGCCAAAGCAAUAAUGUUUAUGCAGCAGCACGUCGGGAUCACGCCAAGGUAACGCCCAAUCUGACAGACUCUGACAGCAGCAGUCUGUCCGCUUUAAACAUGAGUGAAGACGAGUCCCUCGAUGAUGACAUCAUGGACAGCAACUCUGUGUCUUCCCAGCUCAACCAGGGCAUUCAGCAAGAUGUUCCUCUAGUUAAUGGUGACCAGUCCAGAGAGCUUGACGAACAGGAGGAUGAAGAGGAGGAGGAGGAGGAGCUAUAUGAGCUGGCCUCGAUUCCUAAUGGAGAGACCUCCAACAUCAGCAGUGAAGCUGAAUGUGGUCAGAGCGAAGAACAGCUGGACAGCUCUGACACAGACAGCUGCCAGGCAGGGCAUGCAUCCCCCCUCCAGAAAAACGUCAUUGAAGACAUCAGGAAAAGCGAGUUUGGCAUUGGGGUGGAACUGAACGCAGAAGGCCAGAAGUUGAUGCAGGUCCACCAGGAGCGACUGGGCCGCAGCUUGGACCGCCUGUCCACUGAGCUCUACAGCAAAGACACACACUUUGUCCUGGAACUCAUUCAGAACGCCGAUGACAACAGCUAUCCCGCUGAGGGCGGUGUCGUUCCAGCGCUCGCCUUUGUGGUCGAGAGAGACUGCAUCACUGUCCUCAACAAUGAGACGGGCUUCCAGGAGAAGAACAUCAGGGCCAUCUGUGAUGUAGGCCGCAGCACCAAGGGAAAGCACAAAUACGGAUACAUUGGACAAAAAGGAAUCGGCUUCAAGUCUGUGUUCAAGGUCACGGAUUGUCCCGAGAUCCACUCCAACGGCUUCCACCUGCGCUUCGACAGGAACUGCGGCCCCAUGGGAUACAUCCUCCCCCACUGGACCGAAGAGGAGAGGCCUCUGGACGCACAGCUCAAGGACAUCCAUCGGCACAGCUGGACCACAAAAAUCUGCCUUCCUUUGCGUUCUGAAAGUCAUCAGACCAGGAACCUGUUCCACGACGUUCACCCCUCCCUGCUGCUCUUUCUGCACCGCCUGCGCUCCAUCACUAUCUACAAUCAAAGCGAGAAACGCCUCGUGACCAUGACUCGCAAAGACCUUAGUCACAAUUUGUUGGAGGUGGAGCACACAGAGGGCACAGAGCGCUGGCUGGUGGUCAAAACCACACUGCAGCCCAAGAAGAUAAAAGAAGAUGUCGAGUCGACCGAGCUCGCUCUGGCUUUCCAGCUCGGGGGUAAUGAGGCAGAAACGGACAUCGUCUGCCAGCCCCAGAAGCAGCCGGUGUUCGCUUACCUGCCCCUCCGCAGUUUCGGCUUUCGUUUUAUAAUCCAAGGCGAUUUCGACAUCCCUUCUUCUCGGGAGGAUGUGGACAGGGACAGCUCCUGGAACCAGUGGCUUCGGUCGGAAAUACCUCAACUCUUCCUCAAAGCCAUGGACGUCUUCACCGCUCACCCGGAUUACACGGGGCUGAAAGGUCUCUGUCAGUUCCUGCACUUCAUCCCCCUGCCUGACGAGGUGCUGGACUUCUUCAAGCCUGUCGCCGGGCAGAUAAUUCAGCUGCUGAAGGGGAGGCCCUUCCUGCCGACGCUUACUUCAGGCGGUACGGUUGUGUACAAGCUGCCGUCCCAGGUGGCUGUCUGUCAGGACGCCGUGAUCCGCGACGUGAUCAGCGGCGACGAGCUGGAACGGCAUCUGUCUCUGUCCUAUCUCCACCCGGGUCUGAGCCCCCCGCCUCCCCGCUCCCUGCUCACUCACAUGGGAGUCCGGUACCUGCGGGGGUCAGACGUUACCACGGUAACCACGGCGAUGGCGAAGGAGCUGGUCAGAGCGGAGGGCAUCAAUUCAGAGGAAGGCCUUCGUCAGUUGGCCAGGCUGCUGGUUUGCAACUUUCGAGCAAUGGAGCACGGCUACGGAGAGGCAGAGUCCAUCCUCCAGAACCUCAGAGGUCUGACCGUCAUCGCUCUGGCUGACGGACGGGUGGUGGCGCUCAGCGAGGAGAGCGUCUUCUUUCCCAUGGAAGAAGCCAAGACAAAGAAGGAGAAGAAAGCUCAAACUCAGACAGGACCACUGUCUGCAUUGUACCAGGAUCUAAAUGUGGUUCACCCCUCUCUGCUGAACUGUUUGCCCCCCCUGGAAAGCCAGCAGGUCAGAGAGCUGCUGAAAAGGCUGGGAGUCCAUGAGCUCGAGCCGCAGGAGCUUCUGGAGCAGCACAUCUACCCCACAAUAAACAGUAUCAAAUGGAAGUCAAAGCCUGAGCCGGUGGUUGUGAGUUACUUGGUCUUCAUCAAGCGGCACUCCUCCUCUGGCCAGGAGUACUCGGACAUCGCAGUACCCGUCCUCACCAGCAGGGGGCUGCUGUGCCCCUUUACCGAAAGGGUGCAUUUCUCUAAGGAGUAUGACAACAUGGACCUGCCACAAAUGUUGCCUGGCUGCGACUGGAUCUUGCUGAGCCCGUGUUAUGUGGAGACAGACGGCGACGUGGAAGGAUGGAGAGAGCUGUUCAGCAGACUGGGCGUCAGGGAUGGCCUCAUCAUCCGCAGAGAGCGGCGAACGCUCGCUCCUGAAGAACUGGCUUCCAGUCCGUGGUUGGCUGAAAGUGCAACGUGGCACCAGAGUCCAGGAAAGGACCGUGUGCUUGAUGACUACCCCUGCGAGGAGUUCCACGCCUUGGCCACAGCUCAGCUCCCCGGCUCCGUCCUCCUGCAGCAGAGGAUGUUUUUGUUGCAGCUGCUGGAGGCCAACUGGGACAGCGGACACCGUUACUCUCAGUACCUCACGGCUCAGGUUAUAGACGGCGACGGGCGACCAACCAAAAACACCAGGUCCUCCUUUUACCACCUGCUGUGCAGUCUUGAAUGGGUGCCGGCCUAUCACCAAGUAGAGGACGGAAAACCAGAGCGAGGGUACCUCUGUCCUAGCUCGGUCUACCUGACGUCACCCGAAGUCACCAGCCUGCUGGGGACUCACGUCUUUUAUGUGGACAUACGCUCCAGCGACUUCAGCAGAGCAUUAGGGAUGAGAGAAACUGUCUCAGUAGAGGUUCUGAUUCAGUACCUGAAGGAAUGGUGCAUCAAACCAGAAGAAGACAACCAGGAGCAGAGGUCAGCCGUGGACGAGACAGAGGGAGCCUAUUUCACCUCCAGCAUCAAACACAUCCACAACGUCUACACCUACCUGAAGGACAAGUGCUCCCAGAGCAGCCUGAAGGAGCUGUUCCAGCUCAUCCCUGCUGUGUUUAUAGAGUACAAAAGGCUUAGUGAUGACUGGUGUUCGGGGCGCUUCUACCACCUGAAGGAGGUGUGCUGGAGUGACAACACCAGCAUGUUCCAGCGUUACAAGCUGCUGACCCAGAAGGAAGACAGUCCCUUCCUGCAGCCCAAAGUCCUGGCUCCUUUCUACAGCCAGCUGGACGGCAUGAGAGACUUCUUCCUGAACCUGCUGAACAUCGAUGAAAGCCCCAACAUGAAGCAGUACGUGGGUUUGUUGGAGCUCAUCUGCUCCUCGGCCAGCAUACCGACUGCUGAACUGCUGCAGGACGUUUCCAUACUCUACGCCAAGCUCGCUCAAAAAUGUAAGCGAAAGGUGUCCGGAGACCAGGACGGCAUCCCUGAGACCAGAUUUGAUAAGAGUUACGGCUCCCAGUUGAAAGUCAUGGUUUCUGACAAGAAGGUCUUCCCCACAAAGGACGGCUGGGUGAGUCUGACACGGAAGCCCAUGAUAGGGGAUGACAAAGAGCUGGAGAAGAUCUUCAAACCUCACAAGGAGGUGUGUCUGCUCUACCUGCCCCCGCCAGAGAAGAGGGCUGUUUCCAGGACUAAGACCGAUCCAACGGUCGCAGGAGAUCCAGCUACUAGACCCGCCUUCAUCGAGAAGGACAGGCUGUUAUUCCUGGAGAUCUGUGGCAUCCGUCAGCUCUCCCACUGCGUCACCUCGGAGCCGCAAACUGAGAACUGGAGGCCGUGUCCGUCCAUGCAGUCGCUGGUGCGCUCAGUCGUCCCCUACAUCCAGAGGUUCCUGUACCACCACGACGAGCUGGCCGACGUCUACUCGCAGCUGGUUGACAGGAACAUUGCAGAGAAACUCAAGCGCCUUUCCUUUGGACAGGUGGGGAAGCUGUACACCCGCUACCAGCUGGACGUUGCUGGCUCAGAGGUCCCGGUGAUAGAGCUGCAGGAUGUCAUCUGCCUGCUGAACGGUGAAAAGGAGCUCUACAUCCAGAAAGACCACAUCUCUGAAAAACUGGAAAUCCUGAGUGAGCUGGUGAAGCUGUUCUGCACAGAGAGCAGCCACAGGACAGAGCUGAAGCACUUCCUGACCAUGGUGAUAAACAGCAACCCAAAGGCCCUGGAGAGAUUGCUGAGCAAGAAGGACAUCGGAGAGCUGCCCAGCGAUGAGGAGCAGUGGGAGGUUCCAGAGCCCAUCACACCAGAGCCCACCAUGGACAGAGUGUUUUCCAGGAGUCUGUCUUCCAUCAGCCCUGCAGAGGAGCCAAACGGUCCCGCUCAACCAGACGGGGAACAAACGCUGGUUUGCUGGCCUCCUCGAGCGUCUCUGCUGAACACAAGCAGCAGCCGUGCAGGUCAGCCUAAAAGCGAAGCGGUAGAGGCCGUCUUGAAGAUGUGGCCUCCUCCUGCCGCUCCUAAAGACAGAGACACAGAGAAGGAAGACGGCCCCGGCAGAAGAAGCUGCGAAGGCGACCAGGCGCCCAGGAGCGGCAGCAGAGCCGCACACCCUCCGGGCCCUCAGAGGGCCCCCAGCCAUCACACGGAGGCUGCCGCCACCGUCAGCGCCCCGAAGCCUCCAGAGCACAGCCAGCAGGCUGAGACCAGCGAGUCCCAGCAAGCCGAGGGUGGAGAGGAGAGCCUCGCUCCUCCAAGGCCGGCUCCAAAUCCUCCGUCUGAGCAGCCUGCAGAGUCCUCCGGCGCCCAGCCUCCUCCAAACAGCCUGGUCGGCCCCGAGGCGGUGGUGCCCUCCGGUACGUUCCAGGGGGCGGCGGCGGCUGCAGACCCCCAGCGUCCUCUCCUGAACAUGAACUUCCCUCUGUGGGACAAAGAGCUGUCUCCACAGGCCACCCUGGAGGACAUGGAGCUCCCGUGUCAGAUACCCAGCACCGUGGUGUUCCUGGACGAGCAGAUGGACCUGGCGGCGAUCGGCGAGUGGGGGGAGCAGCUGGUCAACUCCUUCCUGUGCCACUGGAGAGACAGCGGCGACCCCGCGCGGCCCACCCACGUGCUGUGGUGCAACCAGAGCGGAGAGAGCGGCCAGCCCUACGACUUCAAGCUCACCUUCGGAGAGGCGGGCGCCAUAUUUGUGGAGGUCAAGUCGACGCUGAAGAGGGAGAAGUCCUUCAUCCACAUGUCGGCCAACGAGCUGGACUUCGCGCUGAAGGAGAAGGAGCGCUACCACAUCUACAGGGUGUACAGCGCCGGCGACGCCCGCAACGUCCGCCUGUGUCGCAUCCAGAACCUGGCGCAGCAUCUGCACACCAAGGACCUCGCACUUUUUCUCUUUGUGUAGUUUCUACGUGGGUCUCUGUACGUAUUUGCACUGUAUCGUCACUGACAGCCUAGAAGUGUUUUGUAUACUUUUAAAGUUUUAUCUUCUGUAUAUGAGGUGUUUUAUCCCAGUGGUUUGUCGCUGCACUCUUAUUCCUUUUUUAAAUUCAAGCAUUGCUUUCAAAUAAAAAGGUUUUUGUCACUCA
This is a messenger RNA of Fundulus heteroclitus (mummichog), 9471 nucleotides long. Its product is annotated as protein NO VEIN. The record is from RefSeq and is a predicted model, not a curated record. The coding region runs from base 219 to 9287 and encodes 3022 amino acids. Lineage: Eukaryota; Metazoa; Chordata; Actinopteri; Cyprinodontiformes; Fundulidae. The transcript has 48 exons.